Camellia sinensis is the source of this 1267-nucleotide messenger RNA. Lineage: Eukaryota; Viridiplantae; Streptophyta; Magnoliopsida; Ericales; Theaceae. The record is from RefSeq and is a predicted model, not a curated record.
AUCAUAAAGAAUGCUGAUCUUGAAGAACUGUGGGAGUUAGGAUCUGGUACAUAUGGAACUGUUUAUCACGGGAAAUGGCGGGGAACAGAUGUUGCUAUCAAGAGAAUUAAAAAUAGCUGCUUUGUCGGGAGAUCAUCAGAGCAAGAACGAUUGAUCAAAGACUUUUGGAGAGAGGCACAAAUCCUUUCAAAUCUUCAUCAUCCAAACGUGCUUGCAUUUUAUGGGGUGGUACCAGAUGGGGCUGGGGGAACCUUGGCAACUGUAACUGAAUUUAUGGCAAAUGGCUCACUUAGGAAUGUCCUACUUAAGAAGGAUAGAUCACUUGAUAGCCACAGAAAGCUUAGAAUUUCCAUGGAUGCAGCUUUUGGCAUGGAAUACUUGCAUUCAAAAAAUAUUGUCCAUUUUGAUCUGAAGUGUGACAACCUGCUAGUCAAUCUGAGGGAUCCACAACGACCCAUAUGCAAGGUUGGUGACUUUGGACUGUCGAGAAUCAAACGCAAUACUCUAGUUUCUGGUGGUGUGCGAGGAACCCUCCCUUGGAUGGCACCAGAAUUGUUGAAUGGGAGCAGCAACCGGGUUUCUGAGAAGGUUGAUGUUUUUUCAUUUGGCAUUACAAUGUGGGAGAUAUUAACAGGAGAGGAACCUUACGCAAACAUGCAUUGCGGGGCAAUCAUAGGGGGAAUUUUGAAGGAUACCCUGAGGCCUCCUAUUCCAGAACGGUGUGAUCCUGAGUGGAGGACACUGAUGGAACAGUGCUGGUCAACGGACCCCGAAGCUCGGCCAUCGUUUACUGAGGUUACAAAUAGGUUGCGAUCAAUGUCCAUUGCAGUCCAUGCAAAGGGACAAAAUUAUGUAGCAAGACAGACGAGGCCUGGCAUCCCUGUGUAAUUCCGAAGGCAACACACCACAUACCAUGUUUGAAUUUGUUCCUUUCUUCAAGAGCCAAGAUUGUCUUGUAUCUUGUUGGAAGAAACCCUAAGGUGGAGAGGAUUUAUAAGCUUUCAAGGGCAUGAGCACGAAUACAGUAAUUGCUGGAGUUGUAACUCUCCGAUGCAUAGUAUCUUCUUUUUUUUCUUUCUUUCCCCACUUUUGUUAAUUAGUAUAGCUGUUCAUUCAUUCAUUCUUUUUGGUAUAUAGGAAAAGACAUCGUAUUAAGGUGUGAUGGAGAGGGCAUAUAUAUAUUUUUUCCCCCUGAUUAGUACUGUUGAUGUUUGUGUAUAUAUAUUGUAUGCACAUGAAUGAAGUAAUUUAACUUUUGUUUGAUGUA